GCCGGUACGUGUCGGCUUUGCCGCCCAAAAUACAUUCCACGAGUCGUCCUAUCGAGAGGCGUUGGCUGGCAUUUAUCAACCCCGCUAUAACGUGACAAUGGAAGCGUUACUCCAGUUUGCCCAAGAUGGAAACAUCAAUGAAGUGAUGCGACUGCUCGAGUCGGGCGCGAACGUGAACGUUUCCACCGAGGACGGACAAUCGGCUGUCUUUCUCGCGUCCAAAAAUGGACAUGGCAACAUCGUCAAGCUUCUGGUCAAGUAUGACGCCAAUGUGAAUGAACCCAACAACCUGGGGUGGACGCCACUCAUUGCGGCAGCUGUGGGGAGGCAUGUGAACGUGUCGCAGGUGCUGCUUGAAGCCAAGGCCGACCCGAACGGCAGUAUUCCUUUGCAAGGAUUGACAGCGCUGUACAUCGCUGCAUCCGACGGAAACGAAGAGUUGGUGACACUGCUGUUACAUUACCACGCUGACGUGGCCCUUCGCACCAAUGCCGAUAAAAGCCCGCUCGAUGCUGCCUUGCAAAAGGGACAUACCAGUAUCGUGCACCUCCUUGUCGCUGCCGGGGGUGGUGUUAGGACGAGCUCGAUAGAGACAUCUCCUGCGUCGGGUGAUGUUGCGACCCCAUUGACAUACCACGACGCCCUUUUGGAAGCCAUCGAGGCCAACUCGAUUCCGACGAUUGUACGGCUACUCAAAGCCAACACUGACGUCAAUCGAUGUGGCCCAGACGGCACGUCGCCGUUGUGUCAUGCUGCGCUGUUGAGCCAGGAGGCCAUUGUGGGGAUGCUCCUCAUUGCGCACGCCGACGGCAACCAGCCCAAUGGUUGCGGUGGGACGGCGUUGACGAUCGCCGCGUCGAAUGGCAACGGCACCAUCGUGGACAUGUUGCUUCAAGAUGGCGUCAACAUUAACGCGACGGACAGAAAUCGCAACACCCCGUUGUUGCUGGCCGUGAAGCACGGCCACGAACAGAAUGUCCAGAAACUUCUGGACGCCCGUGCAGAUGCCACCAUCCGAAAUGCGGACAACGAGACCGCGCUCAUCGUGGCUAUGAAAUGUUUUCGCCGAAACGAAGCCACUAUUUUGCAUGCGGCAGUGUCUCAGUUUCCCACGGCGAUCGACCCUGUGGAGCUACAAGUGGGCGGAAAACUGGGCUCGGGGGGUCAAAAAUGUCUCGUUGAGAGAGCCACGUAUCGUGGAAUCCAAGUGGCUGUCAAGUCAGCAAUCAACCCCCACGACACCCCGGCGCUUGUGGCCGAAUUCGACGCCAUCUCAACGUGCAAUUCGCCGUACAUGAUUUCGCUGCUGGGGGUGACUGGAGACCCCGACCGCCCGCAUUUUGUGGUGGAUUACAUGGACCAGGGAACGCUACGAGACCACUUGAACAAGAAACUGGCCGGCAGCGCUGGCCUUUUGUCGUUUUCCACGCCCCAUAUUGUAUGGGUUCUCGCGAAUGCGCUCCAGGAUUUGCACGCCAAGGGCUUUGUCCACCGUGACUUUAAGUCGGACAACAUCCUUCUCUCGUCCAUCCAUCACGUCAAGGUGGCUCACCUCGGUGACGCCAACAACCGCGUGAUGGACAUGGCCAUGGCGGACAUGUUAUGGACCGCUCCGGAAGUUCUGCUGGGCGAGACCGCCUCGGCUGCUUCAGAUGUGUAUGCAUUUGGGGUCAUUCUCACGGAACUCGACACGCUGCAGCGACCGUACUGGGACCUAUCGCUGGAUCCGUGGACCCUCACGGACAACCUCCGCAAGGGCGUCAUCCGGCCGUCCGUGACCAGCUCGUGCCCUGAGUGGUACAAGGAACUGGCGGACUCGUGCUUGAAGUUCAACCCUGUGGAUCGACCGGCGGCCAAGGACAUUGUCGAAAUCCUCCAAAGUCAGUGGCGUGCCACGCCUGUGCAUGCGAUGCAUUUUCCCAACCUACUUGAAAGCAAAGUGGUGGCGGCGACUCCUAGUGGCGGCGGUGGACUCUACGACGUCGAAUAGUCAGGCACUGUACCUGUCGUGCAUGCAUAAAUAAAUAUAUACAUAUGCCCCUUUAUAUUCAG
Messenger RNA from Aphanomyces astaci, 2052 nucleotides. Its product is annotated as TKL protein kinase. NCBI's taxonomy places the organism in Eukaryota, Oomycota, Saprolegniomycetes, Saprolegniales, Verrucalvaceae. Gene Ontology annotation, molecular function: protein binding; protein kinase activity; ATP binding. The transcript has 14 exons. The record is from RefSeq and is a predicted model, not a curated record. Bases 98 to 1990 code for a protein of 630 amino acids. Gene Ontology annotation, biological process: protein phosphorylation.